AUGCCAUUCUCAUACCAGGCAGUGACACGCUCCCACAAACUCAAUGACCAGGACCAUUCCGCGGUUUCUGAUGACCCCUCGAUGGCUCAAGACCCCGUGCCACGCUAUUUCGGAAAGUCAGGGCCAUUCAAUGCUGACCCCUACAAGACCAAGAAAGACGGAGGUGGUAAGGGAAACUGGGGUCGCUCUGGCGAUGAAGUCCAGGACUAUGACUACAAUUUCACCAAUGCUAGACGUCGUUCAAACAGCAGCAACCACGGGCUCUCAGAAUUCAAGACCAAGUUUGAGACUGUGGAACCUGAACCAGUGUUUGAGGAAGAGGUCCCACCCGAGGUAGAUGAAAAGGGGGCCACUGAAGUUGUCCGUCAGAUCGAAGCGGGCUCUGACGGCUAUGGUACCUAUUCGGUCAGGGCAUGA
Talaromyces atroroseus is the source of this 417-nucleotide messenger RNA. RefSeq lists its product as hypothetical. NCBI's taxonomy places the organism in Eukaryota, Fungi, Ascomycota, Eurotiomycetes, Eurotiales, Trichocomaceae. The record is from RefSeq and is a predicted model, not a curated record. The transcript has 2 exons. Bases 1 to 417 code for a protein of 138 amino acids.